Pangasianodon hypophthalmus (striped catfish) is the source of this 4236-nucleotide messenger RNA. RefSeq names its product autocrine motility factor receptor a (gene amfra). The transcript is spliced from 14 exons. Gene Ontology annotation, cellular component: cytosol; ubiquitin ligase complex; endoplasmic reticulum. The record is from RefSeq and is a predicted model, not a curated record. Gene Ontology annotation, molecular function: ubiquitin binding; ubiquitin protein ligase activity. Gene Ontology annotation, biological process: protein K48-linked ubiquitination; ubiquitin-dependent protein catabolic process; endoplasmic reticulum unfolded protein response. Bases 272 to 2164 code for a protein of 630 amino acids. Lineage: Eukaryota; Metazoa; Chordata; Actinopteri; Siluriformes; Pangasiidae.
ACCGGAAAAGGUGAGAGGGGGAAGGUAGCGAAACUCGGAGAAACGACUGGAACAACAAAACAAGAGACUACAACCCACUGACAUGCUGAUGAGCGUCUUUUAUCCUUCAGACAUCUUCGUCGAGCGGACGAGGGCGAAAAAGGGCACAGGAGUGUGAUGUGUCCUUCUGUUCAGCGCUUGUUAAAUAAACAGUUUGGGGAUAGCUGAGUCUGGGAAAAAAGCAGCUGGUCUGUGAAACUGACACGCAGUUUGGACGCUGGACACUGCCACCAUGCCUCUGGUGUUUCUGGAGAGAUUUCCAUGGCCCAGUUUGCAGACUUACACAGCCCUGAGUGCAGUGCUGCUAGCUGGGACUUUGCUAAGUGCCUACACAGCUGUGACAGAGACUGAAGCUCCAGCUGCAGGAGAAACUCCGAGCAGCUCCAUAGACAACAUUCAAGUGGAGCAAGCUGACAGUGAUGGAAAUGUGGCCACUGAUAUCCUGCUCUAUCUCAUCUCAGACAGCUUGUUUGUUUGGGUUCUGGUGAACACCGCAUGCUGUGUCCUCAUGCUGAUUGCCAAAGUGAUCCAGUGGAUCGUUUUCGGUCCUCUGAGGGUCAGUGAGAAACAGCACUUGAAGGACAAGUUCUGGAACUUUAUCUUCUAUAAAUUCAUCUUCAUAUUUGGAGUGCUGAAUGUGCAGACCGUGGAAGAGGUGGUGCUGUGGUGUCUGUGGUUCGCUGUUCUAAUCUUCCUCCAUCUCAUGGUCCAGCUCUGUAAAGAUCGCUUUGAAUAUCUGUCCUUUUCUCCGACAACCCCCAUGAGCAGUCAUGUGCGAGUGCUGGCCCUGCUAGUGUCCAUGCUGCUGUGCUGUGGAGGUCUAGCUGUGCUCUGUGGCCUUGUUGGCCAUCUCCAUGGCAUGCAUACUGUUGCAUUUAUGGCUGCUGAGUGUUUACUUGUUACAGUGCGCACUGGGCAUGUUAUUACGAGGUACUCGAUUCACUUGUGGGACCUGAACCAUGAAGGCACCUGGGAGAGCAAAGGCACCUAUGUCUACUAUACUGACUUCAUUAUGGAGCUCACCCUCCUCUGCCUUGACCUGAUGCAUCACAUCCACAUGCUGCUCUUUGGAAAUAUCUGGCUGUCAAUGGCCAGCCUGGUGAUCUUUAUGCAGCUUCGCUACCUCUUCCAUGAGGUGCAGAGGAGAAUCCGCCGCCACAAGAACUACUUGCGUGUCAUUGACAAUAUGGAGUCCAGAUUUGCAGUAGCGACCCCAGAUGAGCUUGUUGCCAAUAAUGAUGACUGUGCAAUCUGCUGGGACUCAAUGACCUCAGCACGGAAGCUGCCCUGUGGACACCUUUUCCAUAGUUCAUGUCUGCGCUCAUGGCUAGAGCAGGACACCUCCUGUCCAACAUGCCGCAUGUCACUGAAUAUUAAUGAGGGCGUGAGAGAGAGGGAGGAGGGGCAGAGGGCACCAGCCGAUGAGAACAUGGCUGCAGGACCUGGAAAUGAUGUCCGAACUCACCUCAACCAGCAUAAUCACUUCUUUCACUUCGAUGGCUCACGAAUUGCUAGCUGGCUCCCAAGCUUCUCUGUGGAAGUUAUGCAUACAACCAACAUCCUGGGCAUCGCACAAGUCAACAACUCGCAGCUCAAUGCCAUGGCCCAUCAGAUACAGGAGAUGUUCCCCCAGGUUCCUUACCAUCUGGUGCUGCAAGAUUUGCAGCUCACUCGCUCUGUGGAAGUCACCACUGACAACAUCCUGGAGGGCAGGAUCCAAGUGCCCUUCCCUGCCCAGCCCCUGGAACGAGCAUCCGUUCAGGUGAGCCCAGCCCCGGAGGAGCCUGCGGGAGCUAGCAGGGGUUCAGAGCCCAGCACUGCGGAGGCAGAGGACCUUGAGGUGCGUGGCAGCCGCUUCUCAAAAUCUGCAGAUGAGAGACAGAGGAUGCUGCUCCAGAGGAAAGAGGAGCUGCUGCAGAGAGCGCGCAGACGCUAUUUGAACAAAAGCAAUUUAGAAGAAGCUUCUUCCUCCUCGUUUGUUCCUGCCUCUAAGGAGGAUGAUGAUAAUGUCCCACCCUCGCUUGAAGAAGAGGGCUCCAGUUCAGACCAUGUGAACAUGCGCCGCAGGGUGCUGGCAGCCGCAGCUGAGCGACGUAUGCACAGGCAGACAGACACACCCAUCUGAGAGUGCGACCCAUCUAGCUCUGCCACAUCUCCAUCUUCCCAUGGCUGUCUCUGUGAUGAAGGGGAAAAUAGCUCCUGGUCACUUUCAUCUCAAAUGAAGCCAAAACAUGCAUGACACUCACCUGUGCCAUGAUCCAGCCAUGGCCGAUACGUAGCAGACCAGCUGUGUCUCUGAUAGGUCUCAGUGUUCACACUGUUUUAAGACUUUUCUAUCGUGCACUUUUCAUACGACACACCAGCUUGGCUGUGUCUGUGGAAAAAAAGUCUAUGCAUGUGUCAUUUAUUCCUUUUAAAAUGUUAAGUUCCUAAUCUGUCUAAACGAUCUGUCUAACAAUGGCUCACCAAUAGAGGAAAGAAUUAUGAACCUGAUGCCUAGUAGUUCCUCAGUCCUGUUAGUAUCAAAAUUAAGCUCUAUCUGAAAUCUCAUGUGACAUGAGCAUUGUUUAGCAUAGUUUUUUCAGGACCAUAGCAAUGCAAAUUUUACUUUGCAUUUGUUUUAGUUUGGGAAGGUUGCUCUUUACUAAAAUCUGUUCUAUUACGAAGUGUGAAUGUAUAGACUCAGAGCUUUAUGAAGUCUAGUUUUGGUGAUUUUACCUUAAGGCACAAGCUAACACUAAGAAUAUGGUUAAGCUUGAGCUAAAAGAAAAUAACCGGCAUAGUUGGCAUUGAAGUGAUCAUUUGCUGUGACUGUGUGGGAGUUUUUUCUGGUUCAGAUUAAAGGUCUUCGACUCUUUUCCAAAUAUGGAGAAUUGAUUUCAAAUUUACGAUAUAAACAUGGUUAGCUUCUCCCAGCAGGGUCAUGCUUCAGACAUGUGUGUAUCUGUUUGCAGUGAUUAGAGGAGCCACAGAUGAUUUGAAUGCCUGUGGUUUGAUCUCAGUCCACAUUUAGGGUGUGUUGAAGAUGACAAAUUGCCAGUCAGCUCAUGAGUCUACUUGAGCUGUCUAUAAAAGGAAUAGUCUUCUUGGGGGGAAAAUGUUUUAAUCACGUAGCUUUGUCUAAUCAUUUCUUGUCAAGUUUCUGCUUUGGUGUUUGCAUUUGGUUGUGUUACAUCAAUGAUUGAUAGUUCUGUAAACAACUGAUACAGUGAAAUGUUACUUUACAUGUUAUUACUCUGUUUUAUGGUUUGUUGGAGAGGGUGUGAGCUGCGAUGGUCAGAUCAGGGUAUUGGGAGACAUGUAUUAAGUAUGAGAGCCUGUAUUUUUUUUUUUUUUUUUUUUUUUUUGGGGAUUUUGCUUUAUAGUUUUAGGGUCUGACAACUUUCCAAUUCAGCAUGAGCCACAAAACCUGUCAGCAUUUGUUUAAUUAUUUUUUACUAAUUAGUGAUAUUUUUCUGAAUGCAGCUUAAGGAAGAAAGCUCUAUUUUGCAUAGUAUAAUAAAUCACUACUAUUAAAAAAAAAAAACUUUUUUAAGUAAGAUGAAUGUGUUCAGGCAAAUGCAGGAUUCCACUAGCAUUCCCACAGUAAAUGCCAAUUGGCUACAUGGCUUAUUAUUUUGAUUUCAGGCUGGUAAUGUAGUGAUCCUGCUUUUAAAAAAAGGUUUCUCAAUUAUCUACCAUUUACUACUUUUCUUUAAUCUUCUCCCGCCAUUUGCUGCCUCUUUCUAUUCAUGAAAUCAUUGCUUGUGAUGCAUAGGUCCUAUAUUGCCUAACAAAGUAUUUCCAAAGAAACCACAAGUCAUUUUUACCUGAGGCUGGAGAUUGUGAUAGGUUUUUGUAGUGAUAAAGCUCGCUGUCAGACCACGGGUCAGAUUUGGAGCUCUACACUGUGCUUUUGCAGCUGCACCUUUGGUCAGUAUUUCUGAAACUGAGAAAAGUGUAAGUAUCUGUACUAUAGUAUCUUCACAGAACUAUUCAGAUGCAUUGUCAUUGCCAUUAACAUGUGAUUUACUUCUUACUGACCUUCUAUACUAAAUCUGAUUGAACUAUCUGAAUGCUUUUUCUAUUGAUGAAUUUUUUUUUCAUUUGUGCCUAAAUUCACCAGUUGAUCAGUUGAACUGUAAAUAAUUUUUUAAUGAAGACUGUAUAAUAAAUGUUAAAUGACCCUGUAUAAAAUAAAAUUCAGAAUUAAUGAAA